Molecule: messenger RNA, 948 nt
Organism: Spirodela intermedia
Lineage: Eukaryota; Viridiplantae; Streptophyta; Magnoliopsida; Alismatales; Araceae
Source: the annotation of a GenBank genome assembly
AUGGCGUACUCGGAAAGGAGGCUCCGCAUAGGCUACGCGCUGGCGCACAAGAAGAGGAACAGCUUCAUCCGGCCGUCUCUGGUGGAGCUCGCGCGCGAGCGCGGCAUCGACCUCGUUGCGAUCGAUGAGGGAAGGCCGCUCGCCGAUCACGGCCCCUUCCAUUGCAUCCUCCACAAGCGGUACGGGGAGUCGUGGAAGGCGCAGCUGCGGCAGUACGAGGUGAGGAACCCUGGCGUCCUCAUCAUCGACCACCCCGAGGCGAUCGCGCGGCUCCACAACCGCAUUUCCAUGCUCCAGGUCGUUUCGGAGCUCGAGAGCCCUCCGGACAAGGAGACCUUCGGGAUCCCCAAGCAGAUCGUGAUCUACGACAGCGUCUCGCUUUCCGACUCUGCUACCUUCAGCGCGCUGCGUUUCCCUGUGAUCGCGAAGCCGCUGGUGGCCGACGGGAGCGCCAAGUCCCACAAGAUGGCCCUCGUGUACCACCCCGCUGGCCUUGCCAAGCAGAAGCCCCCGGUUGUGCUUCAAGAAUUUGUCAACCACGGUGGGGUCAUAUUCAAGGUCUACGUCGUCGGAGACUACGUCAAGUGCGUGAAGCGAAAGUCACUUCCAGAUGUCACUCGGGAGAAGUUGGAGUCCUCGGAGGAGUCGGUCUCCUUCUCCCAGGUCUCCAACCUGACCUCUGUUGAAGACAGAGAGGUAAGGAAAUACUACGAGAAGAUGAACCUGGACGAGACCGAGAUGCCUCCACAGGAUUUCCUCACAAAGAUCGCCCGCGGCUUGAGGCAGGCGACGAAGCUGCAUCUCUUCAACUUUGACAUGAUCAAGGACACGAAUGUCGGGAACCGCUACCUUGUGAUCGACAUCAACUACUUCCCGGGGUACGCUAAGAUGCCAUCCUAUGAGUCCGUCUUCGCUGAUUUCCUCUGGGACGUAGUUCAGAAGAAAUGA